CUGAACCUGGGUGACUUUGUUGUGAAAGUAUGAAUCUGGGAAAUAGUCUGUACGGUGGCUUAAGGGGGACUCCGAGAGUUUUCACUUGUGUUUGAACCCAGCUUUUUUUUGUAAAUCGGCGUGGAGGUGAAGUGUGGUCUUCCUGCUGGAGAAAGUUACAAUCACAGGAAGGGGAAAGACGGUAUUCUUGAAUAUCACCUUUUAACGGAAAAAAACAAAGUUGCACACCAACUCCCAUUACUGCCCCCUCCCCCCGCAAAAUAACACAAGUGUGAGUGGAUGUUUUCAAAUCGUGGAAAAAAAAGGGUAGGACCCGGAAGCAGAAGCGGGAGUAGCUGGGCUCAUUUGGAGCUGUGCCUAUGGGAUUGAAGUCGGUGAUGGAAGAUGUAAAUGUAAGAGAUGGGGGAGAUAUGCUUGCGUGCAGCGAGGAUGAAGAGGCGGCUGGUGGCAGAGAGGAGAUGGAACGUGGCCCGGAUGGGAUUGGAAUGGAGAAUGUUACAGCUGGCUCCCUGGACAAUGGGCAGUGUUCCACCCGGCUCACGCCUGCCACUCAACCCUGGCACCAGCAGCACGUUUAUUGCACCGUGUAUUAUGUGGAGAAUGAGAACUACCACAACUCAACGCUGGAAGCCGAGGCAGGGGAGCAGAGCAACCAGCCGUCUUCCUCGGGCCGAACCACACCGACUGAUCGGGGCGGACAGACAGAUCGGGAUACUGCCCCGUCCCUGACACCAGCGAGUUUAGGACCUUCCGCUCGGGAACCUUUCAGUAUCUCUCGGCAGGUCGACAUUGAAUCGGAGGGGAACCCUUAUGCUGGAGAGUAUAAACACCUUGUUAUUUUGACCUGUCGCGUUUGUCUUGAUGACAAACCCAUCCGACCACUUCCAUGUUGCAAGAAGGCUGUUUGCGAGGAGUGUUUGAAGAGGUAUCUCAGUAAUCAGGUGCAGCUGGGAAGAGCAGAGAUAAAAUGCCCCAUUACAGAAUGCAGCAAAUACUUGGAUGAAAGCACUGUCAUCUCCAACCUGCCUCGUGAUGACAUUGUCAAAUACAGCUACUUUCUGGAGCUCAGCAGGGUGGAUUCAAGCACCAAACCUUGUCCACAAUGCAAACAUUUCACUACUUUCAGACGGAAGAGCAACAUUCCAACACUUACAAAAUCAGAGAACAAGUUCAAAAUUCAGUGUCCUGUGUGCCAAUUUGUUUGGUGCUUUAAGUGUCAUGCGCCUUGGCAUGAAGGACUAAACUGCAAAGAAUACAGAAAGGGAGAUAAGCUCUUGCGUCACUGGGCUAGUGAGAUUGAACAUGGACAAAGAAAUGCUCAGAAAUGCCCAAAAUGCAAGAUUCACAUCCAGAGGACAGAAGGCUGUGAUCACAUGAACUGUUCACAGUGCAACACCAACUUUUGCUACCGUUGUGGGGAGACAUACCGGCAGCUUCGUUUCUUUGGCGACCAUACUUCAAACCUAAGUAUUUUUGGAUGCAAGUAUCGCUACCUCCCUGACCGGCCACAUUUACGAAGAUUAGUUCGGGGUUCUGUCUGUGCUGGAAAGUUACUUAUAGCUCCUUUGAUGCUGGUGUUGGUGGUAGUACUAGGAGCCAUAACAUUUGUAGUAGGUGUUCCUGCUGUAUUCAUCCAGCUUCACACUUUAUCUUGGAGUCUCCAGCAUCUGCAGUUCCCAUUAUCUCAGAUCACCAUCUUUGAAAAAACAUUCAUUUGCCACACAGUAGAGCCUGUUGAAAUUGAAGCAAAAUGGCUAGUUUUUUUUCUAAGCUACAUCAAUGGCCUGCAGUCAAAGCAUUCGAGGACCAGUUGAUUUCUUUUUUCCCCAAUGUGUUUGUUUAUCUUUCCUAUCUAUUACAUGUGUAAGAAGCAAAGGAAAAGGUCACAGACUGGUAUGUUUACAUAAAACAAAAACAAGCCUUGUUUACAUGGGAGACAACAAUGUGUCAGGGACCUCUCAGAACUCUGCAAUGAGAAGCAAUAGCAUGUAUUUAACAUCCAAAUACCAAACAGACAUGAAGUUGGGAAUGUUGUCAUGAAUUAUUUCUUGGCCAUAUUGCCAAGUAGUACAAAUUCUUGGAAUGAUUUCCAAAGACUUGGCUUCAAGCACUGUGAUGUACAACUCAAGAAAGAAGAAAUUAAUCAGACUCCAAUGUUUUUAUUGAUGAAUCGACAGAUCAGCGCUGGAGAUAGGAGUGUCUUUUCCAUUUUGCACAUGUUAGUACUACUCAGUCGUAAUCAUGAACAAUAUAGGUCUCUGGCAAUGUUUGCACUCUUGCAUUGUCCUAACACUGUCUUGAGCCUCAGUCUCUGAAGAGAACUUUUCCCUGCACGGUGUGAUAUUCCUAUUCUCUUUUCAAGGAAAAUUAUAUCAUCUCAAGGGAUGCCAAUGUGCCAUGAAAUGCCACUUCAUUCAGAUUUAAUCCAAUUGGAUAUUUUAUACACAGCUAUUCCAGCAGUUAACAUUCGUGAGAAGGCAAUUUUAAUUCAGUUUAAGGCACUAGAAAUAAACUGGAGUAUCAGAAUACUUUCCAAUAUUGAUAUCGGCCUGAGCAAUGAGCAUGCUUGAUAUUUAAAAUUCUGGAGUCAAAAUCAACAGCAUGACUCUGAAUUGUAGCCAAAAUAAUGUAUACAGGCAUGCUUUACUUCAGGAGUGGAAUAUAUCCGGAAUCAAGUCAAAACUAAGUGGAUGUGAAAGUGUGAACAUGCGGAACAAAUUUGGUUCAUGCAUAUGCAAGCUCACUUUUUGUUAAUGGGGCAUGAACAUCAAGCUGAAAAAAUGUGUAGGAUAUUAAAGAAAAUUAAAAUUUGUCCCUGACCGUUGACAUUACAGUCUCUUCAGUGCUCACCAAUCACAGAGGCCUCAAGUUUAUCCAUAGACACAAUGUGCUUCUUAAAGCACACCUAAGUAGGGAGGUGGGCAGUCUGGCUGAGCAAUAGCCCCUGUCCUUAUGCUGCCUAGACCUGGUUGCCUUGGUCAUGUAAAAGUGAAUCUUUUCAAUUUGCAUAUCAAUUAGCACAAUUCACAUGACUGGCAAGGAGCUUGACCUCACUUGAUUUCUAUUCAUGACUAAUUGUUAGGAUAAUGGAAGUAAAAAAUAUCCUGAGAUGAGAUGUGGCAAUCACCUUCACUUGCUUGAAAUCCAUCUAAUAACAUUAGACAAUGCUAUCUAAAAGUAAUUUUUAGUGCCUUAUUUGCAAGUUUUUUUUUGAGGAGAGUCUUUCAGCUGCUAAACAGCCAUGCCAUAGAUAAGAUAUAGUUCAACUCUAAUUCUGUAGGUUAAAUAGGUCACUUGACAGUCCAAGCUUAAUUAAAAGAGAAACUGUCUUAACAGUGACUAAUAUUGCAGAGAACUUCAAAGCUGUAGUGUGGGACAGUUUUGUGGUUUUGCUAGAAAUGUUUCUUCAUUGGUCACAUUUUCACAAUAUCUUAGAAGCAUAUUGAAUUGUGAAUUAAUUUCCAUAUCCUACUCAUUAAUGAAAAGAACAUGUAAAGGAAAACUAUUUAAUUCCAAAGCCUCCACUGGAGAGUGAUCUCACCUCCUUGUAACUUACUAAAAGGUGUCACCUGCAACUUCUAAAUAGCUAAGUAUGUUUGGCCAUGUAAAACUAAAACGGAUGAUAUAAAUGUUGAAAUUCCCUCGUUUUCCUGGUUGACCACUGUCACUGGGUAGGAGGCCCCUGGAAACCUCAUUUAAAUGGAUUUCCACCAAUAUUACAGCAGCCGAGCGUGAAGACUUCCAAACCAAUUUCUGAGAUUGUUUAAUUGGAUUGACUUCUAACACAAAUACUUCCAACUUUGACUUAGCCUGUGCACGUAUAACAAAUUGGAAGAUGAUAUCCUGAGCAAUACAGGAAAAAAAAAUUUAAAGGCUUUGUUGAUUUGGAUAGUCAACCGGGUAUUGGGGAUCUUUUUUGAUCCAUGAAGGAACCAAUUUAGUGAGACCGCAGCCCGAAAUGACAUCUUGUACAAUAUUUCUUUCAAUCAGUGGCAUUCUGUUUAAGUUAUUUGUUUUUUAUUCGUUCCAUCUCCAUUUUUGUUUCUGUUACAAAGUUUUUGAUUUUAUUUCAAGUUGAUUAUUAGGCUUAACUGUCUGAGUCACCUUUGUAGCUGGACAGAUGUAUUGAGUUCAUUGAUUAAGUAGACUAACAUGGUCACAUUUUUCUGUUUCCAAAUAUCAGCAGUAGAAUGAAUGCUGUUUGGCACCCUUAAACAAAGGUGGUUUCUCUUUGUAACUUUUAUUGGCUAAUUCAUCACCAAAGCAUGUGCCUCUUUAUUUAAUGUAGCCUCUUUAAAGUUUGUUUUCAGUAAGUUGAAUUAUGGCUACAGGUACUCCGGCAGUGUUUGAGUACAAAUCCAUAAAGGUGUUCUUUUUUUAAUGCCAAUUUAAAAUCCUCUUUUCUCAUUCCCCAUUUCCACCCAUCCCUUGCAGGAAGGAGCAGGGAGAACUUGAGUCCAGAGGUACUUUGCACUUGUGGUAAAUGUUUAUUGGUUGAUCUGCCAAUUGUAGGGUCCUGCUGGUCAGGAUCAAAAGAAAACACAAACAAUUUUACUUUUACAAGAUAGUUCCAUUGUGGAUCAUGCCGACAAGAUAUAUUUAAGCUUUUUCACUUGAAUUUUAUGUUCAGUUUAAACAAGUGAUGUAGCUGUUGAUCCAAUGACACUGUUGCAGCCAAUUUGAUAAAUAAUAUGCUUAAAUUAAUCAGAUUAAUAAAAAAAUAAAGUAAAUGCAUCCUAUAUAAAUGCAUCUGAUUAAUGACACGUCUGCAUUCAUAAACUAAAAGUAACAGCUUGGGUACUUCAAGUGACUUGCAACUGGACCACAGACAACUACCAGUACAAAAACAAUAGCUGAAAUAAUGUGACUCAGUAUAUCGAAUGUACUAUUCCAAUGAAAAAUAAAGCAGAAUUACAUUG
Messenger RNA from Stegostoma tigrinum, 4919 nucleotides. RefSeq names its product ring finger protein 217 (gene rnf217). The transcript has 7 exons. Gene Ontology annotation, biological process: protein polyubiquitination; positive regulation of proteasomal ubiquitin-dependent protein catabolic process; ubiquitin-dependent protein catabolic process. The coding region runs from base 360 to 1814 and encodes 484 amino acids. Gene Ontology annotation, cellular component: ubiquitin ligase complex; cytoplasm. Gene Ontology annotation, molecular function: zinc ion binding; ubiquitin conjugating enzyme binding; ubiquitin protein ligase activity. The record is from RefSeq and is a predicted model, not a curated record. Lineage: Eukaryota; Metazoa; Chordata; Chondrichthyes; Orectolobiformes; Stegostomatidae.